AUGGACACUGUCGAUGCCGCCGGAAGCAACUACAGCAAAAUCAGACACGACAGCCACCUUCCUGAAUCCCUCCAUGGGGCCGGUCAGGCUCUGCAAUCUGUCCAGAGCGCCCUCGGAUGUGUCCAAGGUCGAGUAGGAGUAUAUGGAGACUCGGUUGGGAGCUGUCUUCAGUCACUGACAGCAUGCCACGCCAAAGCAAAACUCUCUGAGGAGAUUUUCAUAGACGUUGCCCAAGCUCGCACCGAUCGGAGGGUCGAGGCUUACGGGGAGGCUGUCAGAAGGAAAACUGGCGGGAGGAUGAUUGAGCAAUUGGCCCAAGGGAUGGUGGCUGAUCUAUGUAUUCUGGUGAGCCACAGCACGGCCAAGGGAAUCAUGGAAGGGCAAAUGGAACAGCUACGGGCAGAGAUGGAAAGGCUGUCGAAGAUGGAGCCCUCCAUAUCACCAACACGGCCGCAUAACCAGUUCUCCAGCUAUGGCUCGGGGAACCAAUUCAAUGCUACUGGGGGGACUCAGAACAACAAUACAGGAAACGGCAACCAGUUCUCUGGGGCAACCUUCACUGGCCCGGUCAGUUUUGGCAAGAAUGCAUGA
Messenger RNA from Aspergillus puulaauensis, 591 nucleotides. RefSeq lists its product as uncharacterized. The transcript has a single exon. Lineage: Eukaryota; Fungi; Ascomycota; Eurotiomycetes; Eurotiales; Aspergillaceae. The coding region runs from base 1 to 591 and encodes 196 amino acids. The record is from RefSeq and is a predicted model, not a curated record.